Molecule: messenger RNA, 7067 nt
Organism: Neodiprion fabricii
Lineage: Eukaryota; Metazoa; Arthropoda; Insecta; Hymenoptera; Diprionidae
Exons: 9
Coding region: 158-5221 (1687 amino acids)
Source: RefSeq, a predicted model, not a curated record
UAAUCGAGUUCAGUGGCUUCGGAUGAAGGCGUCUGAUUGGCCUGACACGUGAAGAGCCGUUGUGUUGUCAUUUACAAUUUGAGUAUCGAGAUCCCUCAACAGGUCGAAAGAUUUAUUUAUAUCAAAUCACUUGACGCAGUUCAUUGUGAGUUGUGUGAUGUCAAUAAAUGUGACUGUAAACGGAAACCCGGUUAGCAUUCGCCGUGGAAGAAUGGUUCUUUCGGAUUUAGAUCAAAUUAAAAAAAACGAACGUGACAGGCGAAGAAAGUUACGGCUGGAACAGGUUAGGCAACAGUCGAAAGAAAUAUCAAACAGACUUCUGGAACGUGCCAAAAAUGUGUCCAAGGCACAGCUCACACAGUUGGAAAAAGAUGGUCGCUCAGAACUCCGACAAAUGCACGAUCAAAAAAUCAUGGAUCUUCAAAGGAAGUACCAAGAAGAUAUGGAGGACAUAGGCCGUGCACAUGCUUCCGCUGCACUUCAGCCAGAUGUGGAAACACUAUUGGAGGCUGAACGAAAAAAAAAUAGACUCAUAGCCGCAGAAAGAGGAAGAGAAGCACGACAACGCUUGAAAGAUUCAACUCAGGUGGAUGAUGACCAUACUGCACUACACGAGAGGCAGCGACAAGUACGAGAGAUGGAAAAUGCACGAGCUUCUAUGGUUGCUAAUUUACCGAAAAAAUCAUGCACCAAAAAUGAUUCCGAUCAAGAUUCGGACUCGUCGGGAAAUGAAAACACAGUUCGAACAAGUCCCAAAAAAAAACCUGACAAAAAAGUCAAUAGGUUUCAGACAUCAGUUCCCAAAGUAGUCGUUCAAUCGUCAGAUAUUCAGGUUGUUGUGAGCAAUCCAAAAGCAAAAAGGACAGAACCACAACCGGGUCCAUCUAGAGUACCAAUGCAUAAGACGGAAAUCGAAUCAAAACGUUCAACGAAUAAAACAGUCACUAAUAUAUCGGAUUUUCCACGUGUGAUAACUGGUUGCGAGUCUGAUGAUCAGAAACCUAGAAAAAAUUUACCAACUUUAAAUUCCCCUUCCAAAGCUAAUAAAGUGGCAAGCUACAACCCUCAAGACUAUAAACCGGAUUCCACCAGUUCUAUUAGCAGUACUAGCAGCAGUCCGACCACAUUGAGUGAUGAUUCCUCAUACUUUUCCGAUGGUGCCAUAGACCAAAUGGUGUCUAAAAAAACACCGAGGCAUACGACAUCAGCAGCUUCUAGCAAAGUCCAACUCUAUGAUCAUAAUACAAGGCAGAGAAAUGUUUAUGAUAAACCGUUCGGUGUUGUUGAAAGAAUAAACAUAAAUGGCGAGCCAAAUGCGGAACAGUUGGCACGUGCGGUCACUGAUUCAGAGAAUGCUAAUAGUUGUUUAGCUGAAAAUCGACGACGCCAUGCUCAGCGUCGUGGGAACGAUGCAAUAUUGCGCGAGAGAGUACGCCGGGAUUAUGAAAAUUUACUGCACAAUCUAGAUCACCUAUCACGCGAGGAACGCAAACUUAAGGCCAGCCAAAUUCAUGGUCCUCCGGUUAAAGAUAUCUAUGUGAAUCCAAUGCGACGUCAAGAGCUCCUUGCCAAACGUCAAAAAGAUAUGGAUUUCGCGUUUGAAACAAUUGCUCAGGAUGGUUUUACACGGACAGAGGAAAGCAACCUUUCAACCCCUGUCGAGCGAGUAGUGACAAUUCCACCUAUUAAUGAACAGAAUAAUGUGGAAAACACUCCCGGUGCUGUGUGGCACGAACCUCCAUUCCUUGAACCUUUGAAAGAUUCUGAAGAAGAUCAGGAGAAAAAGAACGAGAUGUCUCGUGAUGAACAAAUUUUGGAAAUGCUUCGCAAAGUGGAGCGACAAAAGAGGCUCCUAUUGAAAGAAUUUGGAGCCAAUUUACCUGACAAUAUUUUUAGCGCCAGUGUAAAACCGUUGUUCACCGAAAAUACAUCGACGCAAACGGUUGCACCUAAGAAAAAGGUACAACCGUCUCCGGUGCCAGAAAUUAAAGUAGUUAAUUUGUCAAGUUGCGAUGAAAUUGAUAAAAAUAAAUUGAAAAAAGGAAAAAAGAAAGUAUCAGCACCUCCCAAGAAAAUUGAAAUAGCAGUGCAAACGUCAACGUUAGAUGAUAGAGGUAAAGCACUGGAUAAAAGUGUGCAAGUUGAAUUGAUUAAUGGUCAGCGCAGUAGCAGCAGCAACUCAACUAGUCGAGAAAAUGGAGAUGAGCUGAAAUCUUACAAUACUUUACUCAAGGAAGAUAUUGCUGUAACCAAAAGUAACAGCGGAUCUUCGGAUUCAACAGAAACUGGAAUUGUCAUUGAUAUCAAGAAAAAGCAUAUCAAAGUAACGCCCAGGAAAAAGAGAAGCCAUUUAAGACUCUCGCGGCGAAAUUCACCGAGAGUAAUUUCUAAGCCUCGCUUAGUGCCUGGGGGUAAAAUUUCGACUCCUGUAAAGAAACUAUCCAAGUCUGCCCCAGUGUCAAAACAAGGCACUCCAAGGACCAACAUUUCUAAUGUACAGCCAAUCAAGGUUAACGACAAAAAAGUAAAAAUACAGUUGGAUAAAGGUGGAAUAAAAGUGAAAAUCAAUCCGCCACCUAGUAGUCAGAUGUCUAGGGAUGCGAGUACUGAAAGUUCCAAAGAUACUUUAAUAGAAACGUCACAAGAGAGAACUCCUGUACCGACGAAACACACGAAAACGAGAGAUUCUUCGGACACUUCAACUUCGUAUAGGAGCCCACCACCGCCAACCCCUGCGUCGUAUCGCAGUGUUAGAAAUAAUAGUACUCCAAUUUUAGAAAUAUUAGAAAGCUCGGAACUCACGGCGACGAGAUCGAAAAAAAGGGGGAUAAGCCCAGUCUCAUCACCAGGAACUCCGUCACCAAGAACGAUUAAUUUACCAACAAACACACCUCAUUCAAGGCAAAUUCACAGAGUGCUUGAAUUCUUUGAUUCAACAAUUUCUCAAUCACCGGAUAAUACCAUGGUACUCACAUUCCCAGGUCGGCAGUCAACUCCCAAUGAGAUGUCCAAUUAUGUGUUGAAAAAACUGGAUUCUUCAGAACAUUUAAAUAAAUCGCCAGAUAUUUGUGCGUGUAAAAAUCCGCAGUGUAAAUUAACGCAUUCCAACAUUCAGGACAUUCAGAAUUACAGCUCAUCAAAGAAUUAUCCGAAAAUAUUGAAAAAGUAUCAGGACCUUCAGAGUAUGUGCACAGACAGAAUUGCGUCAUUAACUGAUCUGAUUGAAAAAGUUCGCAGUGAACAAAGAGGCAUGGAGCUUUCCGUCGGGGGACAGAGCGACGAAUCCACAAUGUUCCAAGUUCCAGGACCACCGCCAUUGUCAGGUGAUUUACAAAGCGUUCGUCAACUAGUAAAUAGCAUAGAAGCUAUCCACAGUCAAUUGGCGAAGACACUUAAUGAAUCACAGCGAAUAAUUGCCAUUGAAAAACUUUCAAAACAGCCAUCAAAGAUGAAAACUUCAUCUACUCAGCCUAGCGUAUCUACAGAAACUGAUGAAAAUUCUCCAUUUCAAAGCAGUGUAGGAACAGGAACACAUUCUUCAGUGAAUAAUGAAGUGCGCGAAGUACCUAGGAUGGGAAUUCCCAGAAUCAUCAGCUCUGAGCGUGUGAAUAUACCUUUGUCACAUUUCAAUUUACCACAAAAGCCAAUGACAAGCCUUGAGGUGACAGCUGCUCAGCCUAUUUCACCAGCUCGAGGGAAAUCGCCUCGACAAAAAGAUGAUGUUGUUGAACGAUUGUCGAAGGAAAUAUUGGAACAAAGUAAAGCUUUAGAUAAUCUUUUUUCCGAAACUACACUGGACUAUAGCAACUUUACAAGCAUUCAAUCUCCACCUUUGCAACAUGUGGCUGCAGCGUCUCCUGAGAGACAAACAUCACCAUCUCCAAAAAAACAAGGAACUACUUCUUCACAAAAACAAGAUUGUUCAGGAUCUUGUGCUGAGUCAUUCCAUGGCUCCGGCAGCAAAACAGAGAAGGAUUCGGACUUUAUUCCACUGCUAGCAGGAAUUCCUAAGGUUCAAAGAAUGACUACAAACAUCGCUGAUAAUCAUCGACCAAGGCCGCCAGUCACUUUAGUAUAUGGACCACACAGCAUUCAAACAGGAUCCCCGGGUCACGAAUUAUCAACCAUAGUAGAAUUUGACACACCAGAUACAGCAAGCAAAAGUCACAAAAGUGCAAAAAGCCCUAGUAGUAACAAGAGUCGAAAGAACCUGUCUCAAAAUUGUCAACAUACUGCAGGAAAGCCGACGAGUCCUUCAGCGAUUUGGAGCCGGACUCCAGUCCACGCGUCAUCACCCUUGGCUUUGCCCUCGACCUCUAAAUCUCCCACAAAAGGUUCAACGCCAUCUCCGAUAACACAAAGCGUAAAACAAAUAUCAAUCCGUGAUUCAGGUAUGUCGCGAUCCCCUGAAUCGCAAGAUAAAUGCGAAGCUACGUGUCCACAGUUAGAUACAAAGUCAUCUCAGAAAACUGCUGAAGUCUCUGGAAUGCAGAGUGACAACACUGUUUUAAGAAAUCAUAGUUCCCCAGAAUCUUCAAGUUCGAUACCCGACAUCAGCUUAGAAUUGCAGAAGCGCAACUUAAUUUUUCACGCUCAAAUACCGACAGUGGAAGCAGAAACACCUUUUCGUCCAAAAGAGUCACGGCAACCUGUCACAUCAGUAUCUACACAGCUGGAUAAAGAUAAGAUAACUUCCACAAGCUCGAAUAGUUUUUCUGGACUAUCCGGAAUUUCUGAAAUUACCAGCACACCAACCUCCGAUAUAUUGAAAUACACUUCAUCGCCGGAAGAGAUGGAAGCAGCAUUGAAAAAAUUAGGACUUGGUUGGGCCAUAACGACGCUGAAAAAAACCCGGGAGGCGAGCGCACUUAGUUCGUCAUCGAAUUCCGAUACAACCCCUGUAAAUCCGUCAAGAAAAAUGAUUUCGCCUGUGAUGAAAAAAGAUCACGAAUCUAAAAUAAAUUGUUUGCCAAACUUGAGCGACGUUUCAUCGAUUUCUAUUAGGGACGCUAACAAAAGUACAGAACGUGCGUUGCUUUUGAAAGCUAGAACGUCUACUCCAAACAUCGAAAAUUCAAAUAGUUCGUGUGAAAAACCUAUUUCAUCAAUUACCACCUCUUCCAGAGCUAGUCCUCAAGACCAGAGCGAUAGCUUAACUGCGCCUAACUUGUCACUGACCACUAAGAAAACAACUUGUGAAAAGUCAUCAAACGAACCUUGAUGACCUUGUGCCUUAACAAAAUACUAAUUAUUACUAUUUACCUAAUACUGCCUGUCAAUUAAUUUAUACCAUUGAUGUUAUACAACGUCGAAAGCAGUGCAAACAAUUUGAAAAAAUUGCGUAGAGAAAGAUCUUUGUUAGAUCUUAUCUCGAAUGCCUGUGUUCAAACGAUCGAACUUUUAGCAUGUCUUUGUUGCUUGCAGAUAUUUCUGUAUGCAACAUCGGAUUUUUUUUAGAUCAGAAUAGAUAGUUGAAUGGAAUCAAUUUAUGCUACUACUUUCGAUACAAUUCGUAGCCACACUCGACAAGGAGUUCAUGUAAUUUUCUACAAUCUAAUCGUGAUACUAUAAUAUAAAACGUAAAGCAUCCAUGAAAGAUGUGUCUUAGCAUGUCAAUUUAUCAUUUUAUUAAAUAUUUUUAUAUAAAUAUCGAAUUACAAGCAUCAUAAAAUUCUGCACCCGAACCAUAAAAUCUUAAAUUGGUUACUUACACCAUUCAUGAUUACAGUUAGCAUAAUCAUAAAAAAUAUUCAAUUACAUUCUAAAAUCUGGAGUAAUCCCAAGAUAUUUUAUUUCAUCUACAUUAAUGAUUUUUUCUGACCUGACCUAGGAUGAAGAAAUUGACUCUUAAUUUUUCUACAGGGAUAUGUUUCACCUAGAUUGGAAUGUACUUAUUAUCAUUUAAACUUAUAUUCGUAGUAAUCCAAUCUUUCAUAUGUAAUGUUUACUUGUCAAAAAAAAUUAGCGAUACAAAUUUACUAUCAAGUACUUACUGGACGUAAUUUUUAAUAUAUUAUGAUUAGAAAAAAUUAUAGUAUAAUAAUUUUUUUAUUGUUGUUAUUAUUUUUAUUAUUAUUAAUAUUACUACUACUACUAGUAUCAUCAGAGCUAUUGUUUUCGUUCCUAAUUAAUAAAAUCGGUAUAUCCAAGGUUCUAAUAGUACAUUUACAAAUGCAACGUGUGUUCAUUAUGAAUAUAUCGAGGUUUCGAUAUCAAAUGGGUUCUUUAUCAGAAUAUAUUUCAACAUUUUCUGAAUUUUAGUCCAUGAAAUAAUUUUAUAAAAUGUUUUCAAAUUCCUCCAACUGAAUCUUUCUAGAAUUGCACCUUCUUCAAAAUCUGUAUAUCUUUGAAACUGCGUACGUGUCAUGCAUAAAAGUACACCUACAACAGAAUCCUAAUUUUCCAUAAACCUUUCAACACAGAUAAGAUCAGCUGUAAUUCGGUCGAAGCUUACAGCAACAAAAUCGGUAUUGUCAAACUGGACAAUGAAGAAAUACACUUCAGAACAUUGGCAACUGAAACCAGUUUGAACGUCAUUGGUAAAAUUAUAGCUCGAAUUACAUUAAAAUUUUAGAAAUAAAGUAGAAGUUGUAUUACAACCGUUAGUUUCCGUAAUGUUGCUUCUACUUCAGGAGAUAAGUGCUACUUCAUAUUAAUAUUAUUCGAAUUUGAAAUAAAACAAGCAUUGACGCAAAGGUUGCAUUUAAAAAUUGUAAAAAAUUACGAUGUUUCGCUUCCUCGAGUACUAGCAUUCGAUGAACUUAAAAAAUAUCCUAAAUGGUAAAUGAACCCCGAGCAAAUACUUUACGACAUAUUGAUGUGAGUGUAACUAUUCAUCGAAUACCUAUACAUAUAAAUGUAUAUGUAUAUAUAUAUAUACAUAGUCUUCCAUGGAAAAUAUAAAUAAAAAUAUAAUAAAUAGUACCGUCAUCAAUAUCUUUGUAGAAAAAAAUUUGAAGUUCAUUCAUAUUAUAAACUACAUAAAUACUCGUCUCAAAUACUUAAUUGAUUUUCUCCGAAAAUUCUUUUCUUCAUUGCACAGUAUAAGUAGAUACGGAUUUUUAUUU